Messenger RNA from Poecilia reticulata (guppy), 4275 nucleotides. The record is from RefSeq and is a predicted model, not a curated record. Lineage: Eukaryota; Metazoa; Chordata; Actinopteri; Cyprinodontiformes; Poeciliidae.
UCUUUCUAUCCUCAACGGUCCUAAUAUGCUGUUGUACUUAACGAACACAUUACAGGCAUGCCUCAGUUAUAGAUCACAUGCACAAACAGCUGUUAAAUGCACAUAAUACUGACUAGAAAUUAAUUUUACGCCUUUGUUUUGGCGCCCCCUCUAGCGCAGCGCCCCUGUGCGUCGCGUGCCCAUGUUUUUGCGCCUCUGUUUCCAGUGAUUGCGGUAGUCUGGAGAUAAAACUGAAUCGACACGUCAUUGGCUCUCACUCUGGCUGUGUUUGUGUGUAUUUUAAAGGAAGGAAGGGAGGAGGAGACAGCGUGGAAGUGGAAGAAGCUUUGUCGCAGUAACACAACUUCUCCAGUCGAGCAGCUGCUUUUCUACAACACAUCCUCCUGCGGUCGAGUCCGUCCGACCGACCGACCGAGUCGACAUGCCGCCGGUCAGUCUGUGCUCUCCGUGACACCGGGAGGGUGUGAGUGAGCUCGGCUUGCUUUUUCACUGAACCCUGGCGCGGAARCGAAAGGCUCGGGGAUUGGGGAAAGACCGACACCUCGCUGCGUCUUCCCCGGCGCCGGGCAGCCACCAACCCUGGAUUGGCCGCAGGGAACCAACCGCAACGGCUGUUAGCUGGGAAGCUAACAGGCAUAUAAACCGAGGAUAUCCGUUCAGUUGAGGUUUCACUAGAAAGCAGCGGCGACGGCGUGGAAAUGGAUUUAAAAAAAUGAAGAGCGGGACUGUCUAAUCAUCCAAAUAGGAGGGCCUCUCACUCUCUCUCAAAGGUAGCYCUCUUCAGCUUACCUGUGCAGCAGAGCUGAGAGACGGAGCAGAAGAUGCCACCCAGGCCAUCCUCAGGGGAGCUGUGGGGCAUCCACUUGAUGCCCCCAAGGAUCCUAGUGGACUGCCUGCUGCCCAAUGGGAUGAUUCUGACCUUGGAGUGUCUCCGAGAGGCCACGCUAAUCACCAUCAAGCAUGAGCUGUUCAAGGAGGCCAGAAAGUAUCCCCUCCAUCACCUCCUGCAGGAGGAAACCUCCUACAUUUUUGUCAGUGUUACACAGGAAGCAGAACGGGAGGAGUUCUACGAUGAGACUCGAAGGCUGUGUGACCUUCGACUCUUCCAGCCUUUCCUCAAAGUGAUCGAGCCGGUUGGMAACAGAGAGGAAAAGAUCCUGAACAGAGAGAUCGGUUUUGCCAUUGGCAUGCCUGUGUGUGAGUUCGACCUGGUGAAGGACCCAGAGGUCCAGGACUUCAGGAGAAACAUCCUGAAUGUUUGCAAAGACUCUGUGGAGCUGAGAAACUCCAGCGGUCCUCACAGCAGAGCGCUGUACGUUUACCCCCCCAACGUCGAGUCAACACAGGAACUCCCCAAACACAUCUAUAGCAAACUGGACAAAGGUCAUAUUAUUGUUGUAAUAUGGGUGAUCGUUUCCCCAAACAAUGACAAGCAAAAGUAUACACUAAAGAUCAACCAUGACUGUGUGCCRGARCAGGUGAUUGCAGAGGCCAUUCGCAAGAAGACGCGCAGCAUGCUGUUGUCCCCRGAGCAGCUGAAGAUGUGCGUUCAGGAAUAUCAGGGGAAAUACAUCCUCAAAGUUUGUGGCUGUGACGAAUACCUGCUGGAAAAGUAUCCCAUAAGCCAGUACAAGUACAUUCGUAGUUGCAUCAUGCUGACCAGGAUGCCAAACCUGAUGCUAAUGGCUAAGGACAGCCUGUACACUCAGCUGCCGACUGAUAACUUCGUCAUGCCAUCAUACUCUCGACGUAUCUCCACGGCAACGUCGUACAUGAAUGGAGAGGCUUCGUCCAAGUCGCUGUGGAGCAUCAACGGGACUCUGCGAAUACGAAUCCUCUGCGCCACCUACGUCAACGUGAAUAUACGGGACAUAGACAAGAUUUAUGUGAGGACCGGAAUUUACCAUGGAGGUGAACAAAUGUGUGACAACGUCAACACACAGAGAGUACCCUGCUCUAACCCCAGGUGGAAUGAGUGGCUCCCCUAUGACAUGUACAUCCCGGACGUCCCCCGAGCUGCCAGACUCUGCCUCUCCAUCUGCUCUGUUAAAGGCAGAAAGGGAGCCAAGGAGGAACACUGUCCACUAGCUUGGGGCAACAUUAACCUGUUUGACUACACUCACACUCUGGUGGCCAACAAGAUGGCUCUGAACCUCUGGCCAGUCCCUCAUGGCCUGGAAGACCUCCUCAACCCAAUAGGAGUCACUGGAUCUAAUCCCAAUAAGGAAACGCCAUGUCUGGAGCUGGAGUUUGACCACUUCAGCUGUCCUGUCAAAUACCCAGACAUGAAUGCSGUGGAAGAUCAUGCAAACUGGAUCAUCUCCAGGGAACUGGGCUUUAACUUCAACCUCUCAGUCAACCACUCGGGAACUCAACAGAGCAGUCGGGCGGCCAGAGAUCACGCCCUGACGGAAAGCGACGGCGAACAGAUGCGACAGCUGAGUAACAGGGACCCUCUGUCCGAAAUCACUGAGCAGGAGAAAGACUUCCUCUGGAGACACAGGCACUACUGUAUGAACAUCCCAGAGAUCCUUCCCAAGAUACUUCUUGCUGUCAAAUGGAACUCCAGAGAUGAUGUAGCGCAGGUAUUAAAAUACGAGCAGUAUCUUGACAGUCCGCUAGCUCGCUUUCUCCUCAAAAAGGCCCUGACCAAUCAAAGGAUAGGCCAUUUCUUCUUCUGGCAUCUCAAGUCAGAAAUGCACAAUAAAACUGUGAGCCAGAGGUUUGGGCUGCUGCUGGAGGCUUACUGCAGGGCCUGUGGUAUGUACCUCAAACACCUGAGCAGGCAGGUGGAAGCCAUGGAGAAGCUCAUCAACCUCACCGACAUACUCAAACAGGAAAAGAAGGAUGAGACACAAAAGGUCCAGAUGAAGUUUCUUGUAGACCAGAUGAAGAGACCCGACUACAUGGACGCUCUGCAGAACUUCACCUCUCCACUCAACCCUGCGCAUCAGCUGGGAAAUCUGAGGUUGGAGGAGUGCAGGAUCAUGUCAUCCGCAAAGAGACCGCUGUGGCUCAACUGGGAGAAUCCUGACAUCAUGUCCGAGUUACUGUUUCAGAAUAAUGAGAUCAUCUUCAAAAACGGAGAUGGACAUCAGUAUGACAUGGCUGUGGAUCUGUUUACGAGGUCCUGUGCUGGCUACUGUGUAGCCACGUUUAUUCUGGGGAUCGGAGACAGGCACAACAGCAACAUCAUGGUCAAAGAUGACGGACAGAACUUGAUGGACUUUUUUACCAAAUACAUUUUGAGUAUUUACUUAGACGGAUACUUUUUACCUUUGCUUGAGUAAAAAUAUGUUGCCGUAGUUCUGCUCUGGAGUUCGAUCUCUUCCCAUCCGUUGCUGUAAUCCUGUCGCCAUUUUGGCUCCAGGUUCCAGGAAAUGUGCUACAAAGCGUACCUGGCCAUCCGCCAGCACGCCAACCUCUUCAUCAACCUGUUCUCCAUGAUGCUGGGCUCCGGCAUGCCCGAGCUGCAGUCGUUCGACGACAUCGCCUACAUCCGGAAGACGCUGGCGCUGGAGAAGAGCGAGCAGGAGGCUUUGGAUUAUUUCAUGAAGCAGAUGAACGACGCUCAUCACGGAGGUUGGACCACCAAGAUGGACUGGAUUUUCCACACGAUUCGGCAGCAUGCACUAAACUAAACGCAUUAAACUCAACAUGGAGUAUUUAUUACUACACUUUUUGAAGGGAUUUAUUUUUCCAUUGACCGCAAACUCUAUGAAGUUUGCCUUUUGAUUAAUUUUUGAAGUACUUUUUCCCUUGUUUUGUAAACGAGGUUCUGGGUUUUCCUCCAUUAUCCUUUUUGUUUGCCUUUAUUCGGGGUGUGCUGCUUUUGUCAGUGUGUCAAUUUUUCCUCAGGACCCUGACGGUAAUAACCUCCCCAGACUUUAAUGUUUGGGGACAAAAAAAAUGAAAUCUCUUCCCUUACUUUGCUGCUCUUUAAAUAAAACCCAACACAGCUUGGAGAAGCCACGUCCGCAAAGGUGUUAAUGUAGCCGCAACGCAGGUCUGACUUGCUGACCUUCAGUCUUUGCUGCACUUUUUCUCAGCUUCACUGGAGAGAGGGAAGGCACAGGGAACUGUGUGCACAGAUUUUGUGGAUUAUCUCCCAUCUAUAAUGUCUUCCACAGAUAAUUUGAUCUUUUUUCAUUGUUUGGGUUAUUUGAGCAGAAAUUUAAAGACUAAAAAGCAUCAGAGACUCUUGAGAUUCUCUUUCUCCGCCGACUUCUUGUCGUAAACUUCAGGGCAAAGAUGCCUCCUUCAAAAAAAAAAAAA